UCCACUUGGAAAUUUAGUAUGAGACGUAGCAACUUAUUUGGUCUCUCGUUCUCGUUUCUCGGUCAAGGUUUCCAAUCAAAAGCCGCGAUUACCAGUUCAGAGAGAAAAUUAACAACAGUUGGCUUUUGUUGAACCUCUCUCUCUGUCUCUCAUCGCAAAAUGCUAGUAUAAGGUCUGUUACCCUCAAUUUCUCCUCUUCAACUGUUGAUUGCUGAUUUGAUUUUGAUUAUCUUUUUAGCGUUUUCCAGUUUUUGGGUUUUCAUAUUCUGAUCAAAUUGAAGGUCCUCUAAAAUUUGCUCUCACUCAAACAUCAAAUCAAAGAGGAGUUUUUCUAGCUUUUUAAGUACUAAGAUUUUCUUUAAGCUUCGUUUAUUGGAAGUCUCAAUUGAACAUCUUGAAUUUGUCGUAUUGGGUCGUUUUGUAUCUGAUUGAAUUGGAGGAUUGAUUUGCUUCAAAGCUCCUCAAAUUUGAACAAACCAUCGAAACAACAACAACUUAGUGUUGGAUUGUUCAAUUGGGAAGAAAGUGAGGGGUAAUUGGGAAAUCGAUUUUGAUCAAUUGUCUAUGAAUUGAAGAAGCUUUAAUGAUAUGAUUGCAAUUUGGGUGUUUUGAGGAUUGAUUUCUGUGCCCAUUUUGUCAUUAGAAAAUGUAUAGCAAUUUUAAGGAGCAGGCUAUAUUGUAUGUGAAGCAGGCUGUUGAAGAGGAUAACGCGGGGAAUUAUGCUAAGGCUUUUUCCCUUUAUAUGAAUGCUUUAGAAUACUUUAAGACCCAUUUGAAGUAUGAGAAGAACCCAAAGAUUAAGGAAGCCAUUACUCAGAAAUUCACUGAGUACUUGAGGAGGGCCGAAGAGAUUCGGGCUGUUCUUGAUGGAGGAGGAACUGGUUCUCCCUCCUCCAAUGGGGAUGCUGCUGUUGCCGCGCGGCCGAAGACAAAGCCUAAGAAUGGAGGUGGAGACGGGGAAGACUCAGAGCAAGCGAAGCUCAGGUCUGGGCUUAAUUCAGCGAUAAUCAGAGAGAAGCCAAAUGUGAAGUGGAAUGAUGUUGCAGGGCUUGAGAGUGCCAAGCAGGCGUUGCAGGAAGCUGUUAUAUUGCCUGUCAAAUUCCCACAAUUUUUCACUGGGAAGAGGCGACCAUGGAAAGCAUUUCUACUGUAUGGUCCACCUGGAACGGGUAAAUCAUACUUGGCCAAAGCUGUUGCAACUGAAGCAGACUCAACUUUCUUCAGUAUUUCUUCAUCAGACCUGGUUUCAAAAUGGAUGGGAGAAAGUGAAAAGCUAGUUUCAAAUCUGUUUCAAAUGGCUCGUGAAAGUACUCCUUCCAUCAUUUUCAUUGACGAAAUCGAUUCUUUAUGCGGCCAACGAGGUGAAGGCAAUGAGAGUGAAGCAUCUCGACGUAUUAAAACUGAGCUGCUUGUACAGAUGCAGGGUGUAGGGAACAAUGAUCAGAAGGUUCUUGUUCUUGCAGCCACAAAUACUCCGUAUGCCUUAGAUCAGGCCAUCAGGCGGCGAUUUGACAAGCGGAUUUAUAUUCCUCUCCCAGAUUUGAAGGCAAGGCAGCACAUGUUCAAGGUACAUUUAGGAGAUACUCCUCACAACUUAAGUGAAAGUGAUUUUGAACAACUAGCCCGUAAAACUGAAGGGUUCUCAGGUUCAGAUGUUUCUGUUUGUGUAAAUGAAGUGCUGUUUGAACCUGUUCGUAAAACUCAAGAUGCUGAGUUUUUCAUAAAGGCUUCUAACGAUAUCUGGACGCCUUGUGGACCUAGACAACCAGGUGCAAUUCAGAUUAACAUGCAGGAGCUAGCAGCACAAGGCCUAGCUUCAAAGAUCCACCCGCCGCCUAUCGCGAGAAGAGAUUUUGACAAAGUACUGACAAGACAGAAGCCAACCGUGAGCAAAAAAGACCUCGAGGUGCACGAGAGAUUCACAAAGGAAUUUGGGGAAGAGGGCUGAUUGUGUUUCUGAAAUGAGACACAAGACCGAAGUUCUUGAGUGCAGCCAUUGAAACCUGUACUGUUAUGUAAACCAUCUCUAUUUAGCUUCAAUCUUAGAGGUUGCAUAAAAUCUCCCCAGUACUGUAAAUUUGGAGGUUGCAUAAAAUCUCCCCAGUACUGUAAAUUUGGGAGAAAAACUAUCUUGAUAAUUUUGUUUGUUCAAUUAGAGAACCAUUCGGAUGUUGUACAGAGUAAUGGAAGUGUUUCUUUAUGUUGA
Molecule: messenger RNA, 2206 nt
Organism: Cornus florida
Lineage: Eukaryota; Viridiplantae; Streptophyta; Magnoliopsida; Cornales; Cornaceae
Product: protein SUPPRESSOR OF K(+) TRANSPORT GROWTH DEFECT 1-like
Exons: 8
Coding region: 647-1948 (433 amino acids)
Biological process (GO): vacuole organization; endosomal transport
Molecular function (GO): ATP hydrolysis activity; ATP binding
Source: RefSeq, a predicted model, not a curated record